AUGCAAGAAGUGCGCGGCGUACUGACCGGGGUCGGAGUUGUAGGUGCAGAGGUGCGGGUGCGGCGCGUGCGGGGACGUGCCCGACAUCUCCUCGGGGAUGGCCUCGCACGACACGCGCAUGUCGCUCUUCUUGGCCGCCUUCUUCGUCGCGUGCAGCGACUGCGCCGUGCUGCUGCUGCAACGCAACCAGUCUACUGUACUCUGCUGCGCCGCGCCGGCCACCCCGGCCCCGCCUAUACUCACGUCGGCUCGCAGCUCGGCAGCAGGAUCAUGUCGUCGGGGUCCACGGGCAGCUCGGCGGCGCUGGCCAGCGCGCCGGUCGCCGCGUUGGCCGCCACGCUGGCCGCCACGCUGGCCUUCCACGAGGACGACAUCUCGGGCGAGGAGUUGGAGCGGCGCACCGGAUGCCGCGACUUGCCCUGCAAGGCAGACGCUAGAGUCCCGCGGCGGACGCGCGCGGCGCCGGCCGGGGCGCGGCUCACCUCGGGCACGAUGAGCAGCAUGUCGUCGUCGUCGGUGGUGCUGGAGGAGCUCUGGCGCUGCGGGGAGCCGGGGAUGUUGAUGGGCUGCGUGCUCAUCCGGCUCACAGCGGCGCUGCAACACACACACAAUGUAGCGCGCGCCUCGCCUCCCCCUCCCCCCACCGCUGGCCCCCCCCACUCACCUGUGCGCGGCGGCCGGCGUCCUCCUGUCGCCGACGGUGGACUCCGAGCUACAACAGACGCCAGCUGUGAGUGUGUGUGUGCCCAGACUGUGCCUCAGUAA
Spodoptera exigua (beet armyworm) is the source of this 765-nucleotide messenger RNA. The record is from the annotation of a GenBank genome assembly. NCBI's taxonomy places the organism in Eukaryota, Metazoa, Arthropoda, Insecta, Lepidoptera, Noctuidae.